CCUGCCGCUUUUCAAUUGGUGUUUGAGCGCUUUGUGACGUUAGCCUCGAACGUGCACAAGUCGUGGAGUGUGUCGGAACGGAUCUCCGUGGUGCCGUCCCUACCAAAAGCUCGGGGCGAGCAGUUGCACCGCGAUUUUCAGUCUGCGGGGACUGCUGACGCGACGAUCAAGCAUGAGUGGGUC
This is a messenger RNA of Phytophthora sojae, 183 nucleotides long. RefSeq lists its product as hypothetical. NCBI's taxonomy places the organism in Eukaryota, Oomycota, Peronosporomycetes, Peronosporales, Peronosporaceae. The record is from RefSeq and is a predicted model, not a curated record. The transcript has a single exon. The annotation marks the transcript as partial.